Molecule: messenger RNA, 4394 nt
Organism: Liolophura sinensis
Lineage: Eukaryota; Metazoa; Mollusca; Polyplacophora; Chitonida; Chitonidae
Product: spermidine synthase-like
Exons: 10
Coding region: 568-1473 (301 amino acids)
Biological process (GO): spermidine biosynthetic process
Cellular component (GO): cytosol
Molecular function (GO): spermidine synthase activity
Source: RefSeq, a predicted model, not a curated record
AAGUGAUCAAAAUGGAUACAGCUUGCUUACGGCCACAGUGGGUGUAUUGUCUGAAAAUGUACUUAUUUCCUGAAUUUGUGCUGUUAGAAAUCUUUUUUGGGUUUAAAACAGGAGCACCCCUUGCAGCGUUUUCGAAUAUUAGUCCAAAGUUUCACUUUGUAACAGUGAAGGUUCCAACCCAGCUUUUACUGUCCUUGAUAAAUGUGUGGAGAGUUCCAGGAGUGGCAAAUCCAGGCAGGCACCAUCCUGGCUUCAGUAACCGUGUCAACUGUUGUGUCCCGUCCACCUGUGUGUGAGUGUCCAUUCAUCGACCCUGGGCCAGAUCUUGGUGCCUCGUGAGUGUGGCUAGGAAAGCUGUGAACAAAACUCCAGUCUGUCCUACACUAGAUCUCAGAAUUGGGAGCUAUACGUGUCCCGUUCUAACAGUACCCCAAGCUACCCGUGACGUGUCCCCACCUCCUAGCCCUGUCUCACCUACAACAGUUCAUUUUUGUGCAGCUGUCACUACAGCGUCUUACCAGUGUUGACUCCAAAGCCGGUUGUGACUUAAUUCAAGCUAGUGGUAAGAUGACGGGGUUGGUGGCCAAUGGUAGACGCUGGUUUCACGAGGUUAAUGAUCAGUGGCCUGGGUUCGGCGUGUCCAUCGAGAUUGAGAAAAUCCUUCAUGAGGAGCAGUCCAAGUAUCAGAAGAUCGUGUUCUUCAAAAGUAAGACGUUCGGGACAGUGUUGACCCUGGAUGACAUCGUGCAGUGUACAGAGAGGGAUGAGUUCUCGUAUCAGGAGAUGAUCAGCUUAAUCCCACUAAACUCCCACCCAAAUCCACAAAAUGUUCUGGUGGUUGGCGGUGGUGAUGGUGGUGUGGCCAGAGAGGUGGUAAAACACCCUGCUGUGAAGAGGGUAGUCGUGUGUGAGAUUGAUAAUCGUGUUAUUGAACUCUCCAGGAAGUACCUGCCCAACAUGGCUAAGGGUUAUGAUGACCCGCGUGUCGAGAUCAACGUUGGCGAUGGACUGGAGUAUAUGAAGGAACACGAGAACGAGUUCGAUGUCAUCAUCACGGACUCCUCUGAUCCUAUUGGCCCAGCUACAGUUCUGUUUCAGAAGCAGUACUAUGAGUUGAUGUACAGAGUGCUGAAGCCUGAGGGGAUUAUCUGUAGUCAAGGUGAGUGUCUGUGGUUGGACAUGGGCAUCAUCCGGGAGGUGUUUUCCUUCUGUCAAUCCAUCUACCCUGUGGUAGACUACGCUUUCACCACUAUCCCAAGCUACGUCGGUGGACAGAUAGGCUUCAUUCUCUGCAGCAAGAAUAAGAACACCAAGUUCUCCGAGCCCUUGAGAAGAAUGACCGACGCUGAGGUAGAGAAAUGUCAGCUCAACUAUUACAACUCGGACAUCCACAGCGCAGCAUUUGUCCUUCCUCAGUUUGCCAAGAAGGCAUUGUAUGGUAUCAAGAAGUCCGUAAAUUCCAACCAUAUGUAGUUCAUGCCUGUGGAAACUUUAAGGAUGUAUUUUAAGUCCAUUUUGGGAAUUUAUUUGCAGCCUGUGAAACUUGGUUUGAAUUCUGUUUUAAGAAUUUACAUGUGUGGAAUAGUUUUGCUUUAUUAUACAUAAUUUCUGCCUUUAUUUUUUGUACUUUUAUACGCAGUCUUCUUUGUCCAUUACGCCUUUUUAAAUAUAAUUUUGCAAUUCAAAUUUAUUUAUAUUAAUUAGAGCUUGACAUAAUAUUCAUAUUAGUGAUGUUUUGCCUUUUAAUAAUUUUGUAUUUACUACUGUCUAUGGACACUUGUGAAUUACUCAGUAUGUAUUUUAGAGCUACCAGUUCGCCUAAAGAAUACAUUGUACCCAUCCUUUUAGGGCCUUUGUGAGUAAAACUAAACGUAAAUAUAGCUUCUCGUCAAUGCAGUCGCUGUGAGUUCAAGUCCAGCUCAUACUGGCUUAUUUCCAGCCCCACCUGGGAAAGUUUGUCAGAGACCUGCUGCUCUGCCAGGUUUCCUUCCAGCACAGUGCUGGCCUCUGUCAUAUGAGUCAAAUAUUUUUGAGUAUGGCGUAAAACACCAAUCAAAUGAAUAAACUUGGUAAAGUGCACUAUUUCCACAACAUGCAAACCUGCCUGCUUCAGUACAGUAUUAGAAAAGUAGUUCCAUUUUAUAGCAGCUAUGUUCAAAGAAUUGCUAAAGAGAGCUACUGACAGAAUUGCUUUUUGUUUUAUUUUUUGUUUGUUUUUGUUUCUUUACCCUUAACCUGGUCAUUUUUGUGGUCAUUUUGAAAAAUAUCAGGUGUUUUUGGCUUCUGUUAAAAGCAUACAUAGCAAGGUAUGUACAUGCACCCUGUAGUCAUUGAUGUGCCAGAGGGAUUUACUCCGUUUUCAAGGAUCUUAACAUUGUCUAGUUGACAACAGUUUCCUUUGUAAGGUGUCAUAAAUCAGUUUUUCCAGGAUUUCAGUAUUAUAACUCAGUUUUUACCCUGAACACGUUUGGCUUCAAUAUGUUUGGCAAAAAACAGGUUAAAUCCAGACCAAACAUUUAUGUGCUUUUUGAACACAGGUUAAAGCACGCCGAAUUUUUCCAGCAGAUUUCGCAAUUUUAUUACCUUAAUUCUUGAACCUUUUCAACGAGCUCUGCAACCAAUAUUUUGGAACAUUCUGAAAUGACUAUUGAUGUAGAGAAAUGAAAUUUGCAUCUUUAAUGACACAAAGUUCUCAUUUAUAACAUCAUUUUGAUAAUAAUUGUAUGCCUAAAUUCCACCAAAGAAAGUGCUAUAGUGUUAAAGUAAUUACACCCCCCCCCCCAACCCGGAAUAUUACAGAAAUCCAUAUAUACUACAUAUAUGUAAAUAUACUUACAUCAGAGUAGACAGUUUUAUCACCAGUUGAAUGUGUGAAACCAUUUUAUCUGCAUAUAUUAAGAACUGUUAACGUUUAAUAACUAAAUUCAGUCAUAUUUUCAGUAUCUGUACUACGUUGUCACAGAAAGUUUAAAAUCUCUUCAACCCAGUCUUAUUCCUUGUUAAAAGGAUGGCUAGUACUUUAGGUAAUGCAAAUGUUGACUAAUUGUAUGAGAUGGUGCUAGUGGAAAGCAUUAGUGGAGUCAUUGUUACCUUAAUGUUGAUUUAAUGUAGCUCAACCUCUACAAUGUUGAAAUCUGUCGGUUUCUGCUGUAGCCUCAUUCUGUCUUUAAUUUAAACUGCAAAGGUAACGUUUGACGUAAAUAAAAUGGCUUCGAGUGCUGCUGUUGGGCGUUUGCCGGUUCUCCGUUCAAUAAUGAAGACGUAUACUCCAGCACAGUUAGAUAUCAGUAAUAGAUAAAAUUCAAGUAAAGAUAAAAUUAAAGUAACGGUAGUAGGUCAAAAACUUGAUUCGGAUUUUUAUUUAAUAACUUCUUUCAUACUGAACAUAAACAAAUGCGUCAACACAUAUACAUUAUUUGUUGUUUUUUUCUUUUAAUUCGGAAAUACAGUUUUUGUUACUUUUAAGUCCUGUGUUUCAUUUGAACUGUGGUAAACAUUUUGUUAAAUGUAUGUAGCGUUACCGUUUUGCUUUUGAGAUGAGAUGGAUAGCCUACAGUACAUGUACCGGAUUAUUUUAGAAUACCACUUGUUACCUAAAGUCCUCAACUUUUUCGCAUGUGUAAACUUCAGUGUGAUUUGUGCAUCUUUUGAAUUUGAUUCUGGAGACAAAACCACAUGGGUUGGAUUGGUCAAUAUCAGGCCUUGACAAAAAAAAACUACACUUUUAUCAGUCUACACAAAAUAAUGCCCGAAAAACAUGCUAUAAAAAGCGUCUUGCAAAGACAUGAAAAGAAUUACAGUACACCUACUUUGUCCGCUUACAUACCUCUAUUCCUAAACAUGUCCAUGUGUUAUUAAACUUGAUGCUUAGAGGAAAUCUGUGUUAGUCAUUUUUAUGGGUUUGUUUUAAAAUUCGGUAUUUAAGACAAGGUACGAAUGGUGACAGUAUUAAGCUACAUGCAGUUCUGUGUUGUAUAUAAAGCUAAUGUACUGUUGUCUUCAUUUAAUGUGAGAUAUUUUAAUUAUAUUGCAAAACCAGUGCUAUCAAAAACAAAUGGCAAGAGUAGCAUACUUUCACUAUUGCUGUGUGGCAUUUAAUUUGGCCUACAUUUACAUUUAUUUUAUGUAAACCCACGGGGAAACCCACGACCAUCCGCAGAUUUAAUAAAAACGCUAUUUUCUGUCCUAUUAAACAUUUGGUAUAACUGGCUACACCGUAAACUACACGAUGUCUAUAGCCUUACAAUGUGAAAUGGCUGUACAAAGAGCUUAAAUGGUAAUCAGUUUGUAUCUGCUAGUCGUGUCACAGUGUAACUUCUGGUCACAGCUUUUUGAAAUGAUUAUUGUCAUGUUACAAAAGCUGAGUGAGCACCAUAAAUAAAGCUUUGGGUACA